AUGCCCGCCAACAAGCCCCUAGAACCAAGGGCCGGCGUGCCAAUCGCGCCAGCACGCCAGGACGCUGAUGGUCUGGUGAUUCCCUGGCAGACCGCGGGACAAGUCUCUGCAGCCGGUGCGGUGAAACGAGCAGUACCGGUACGGGCUAUGAGUGAAUUACCAGCACGGGAUGGCGAGCCACAAAGCCGAGCAUCAGGGUUCGACAUCUUCACCACCUACAUACCCACCGCCGAGCCUCGAGCACAAGCCACACAGCACACGCAACACGGACCCAUUCAGCAUGGCAUACCAAAUGAAGUCUGCCAAGGCGAUGGAGAAGAAUUGGGUCAGAGACUUUCAUUCUGGAUGCAUUAUCCACCAUUCAAGCCUUGUGCCGCGAAAGGGCGCGCCGACGAACUCGGUGAGCCAUGUGAGAAUGCCGUCGAUCAUGACUUCCACCCAGAGCGGCUCUCGAUGAAUGAGCAUAGCGCAAUUCAGUGGAUAUCUAUAUGA
This is a messenger RNA of Plenodomus lingam JN3, 492 nucleotides long. The record is from RefSeq and is a predicted model, not a curated record. NCBI's taxonomy places the organism in Eukaryota, Fungi, Ascomycota, Dothideomycetes, Pleosporales, Leptosphaeriaceae.